Orycteropus afer afer is the source of this 612-nucleotide messenger RNA. It is a transcript of the gene PTPRCAP, whose product is annotated as protein tyrosine phosphatase receptor type C associated protein. Bases 1 to 612 code for a protein of 203 amino acids. The record is from RefSeq and is a predicted model, not a curated record. Lineage: Eukaryota; Metazoa; Chordata; Mammalia; Tubulidentata; Orycteropodidae. Gene Ontology annotation, cellular component: plasma membrane. The transcript is spliced from 2 exons.
AUGAAGGUGUGUGCUGGGACAAGUGAGGCUCUGUCCUGCGUCCUGGGGCUCGGGGCCCUGCUGGCCCUGCCGGGGGCCCUGGGCUCCGGCAGCAAGACCAAGGACAGCACGAGCUCCAACUCUGUCACCAUCAUCUUGCUGUUCCUGCUGCUCCUGCUGCUGGCCACUGGCCUGGCACUGGCCUGGCGCCGCCUCAGUCGCGACUCGGGGGGUUACUACCACCCGGUCCGCCUCGGCGCUGCGCUGUGGGGCCGCACACGCCGCCUGCUGUGGGCCAGCCCCCCAGGUCGCUGGCUUAGGGCCCGGGCCGAGCCAGCGUCAUCAGACAUUGACCUUGAGCAGCAAGACGAGAGGGAUGCUGACGACGACUAUGUCGUGGAUGGCGGCCUAGCGGAGGCUGAACCCCGCGAAGAGCAGCAGCUGUGUGCGGAAGCGGCCAGUCCGGGUCAGGCCCCCGCGCAGGCCCUGGGCCUCAGCAUCCAGGGGCCGGCAGGCUCGGGGGGCAGUGCCGAGGCCCUGCUCAGCGACCUGCACGCCUUCGCUGGCAGCGCGGCCUGGGACGACAGCGCGGGGGCAGCCGGGGGCCAGGGCGCCCACGUCACCGCACUCUAG